Yarrowia lipolytica CLIB122 is the source of this 1950-nucleotide messenger RNA. RefSeq lists its product as uncharacterized. Gene Ontology annotation, molecular function: RNA polymerase I general transcription initiation factor activity; RNA polymerase I core binding. Gene Ontology annotation, biological process: transcription initiation at RNA polymerase I promoter. NCBI's taxonomy places the organism in Eukaryota, Fungi, Ascomycota, Dipodascomycetes, Dipodascales. Gene Ontology annotation, cellular component: nucleus. The record is from RefSeq and is a predicted model, not a curated record.
AUGGAAAGUCCAGUAGCAUUGGAGUCGAGAGGGCUCUCGUUGAAGAGAAAGAGGGUGGAUUCGCCCCAAGUGAUGGCUUUAAAGAAACCAAGGGAUGAGGGAGGAGUGCUUCCUCAGGAUGAUGGCAAACUGACUACUUGUCCAGAAACAGGUGACCUAUCUGCAGGCGUUUACAAGGCGUUCGUUAAGAAUGCCCUAGAUGAAGUUGAAAAGCAAAACUACAGCCCACUCGGCAAGUUGACCGACCAGAUUACUAAAAAGGCCGACUCGCCCGACGCGCUGUCCAACGACCAGCUCACACACAUGAUCCAGGCGCUGUCCAUUGAAAUCAGCCGGCUGGACUCCCCACGAUGCUCCAAGCUCAUCAACGGCGUGGUGCGUCUACAUCUCGAAAAACGACAGCCGUCCCAGGCGCUUACAGACACAUACUACCGGUUUCUCGCAGUGCUCGUCUCCGCCGUGCCACGAUGGUGGUCCGACGUUGCGACUCAACUGGUGGCCGACUUCACUCUAGACGAUGCCUCUGCCCAGCAUUCAGCACUGCGAUACAUGAUCAGCAUUACACCCACGUCAGCUACUCUGCUGCAAGGAAUGCUGCUCGAUGCCUUCCCCAAUAAAAUGGAUACCACCGCGCGACUGUGCAACUUCAUUCGGAACGCCCUCAUCACCACCGAGUACUGUCCUGCGCUAAGAAAUGCAGUGUGGGGCAUGGUUGUGGAAAAGAGUGUGCAGAUUGACGUGGAACUGCAAGACGAACUGGACGAGAUGGAUGAAGAAGAGCUCUUUGACGCUGGUCUUCUCGACGCUGAGGACCCCGAAGUGGUAGAUCUUGAUGACGCCACUGAUAUCAAAGAGGGAGAAGAAGACGGUAACGACGGACUGGCUCUGGGAGACUCAGAUGAUGAACUCGACGAUGACGAUGACGAUCAUAUCGAAGUCAACGAUGCCUCGUCUGUCGGAGAGCUCCUGGCCAAGCUCGACGGAAUCGUGUCUCUUCUUCUCAUGCAUGUUGGAGGAAAGUUCAACGAUGGCCCCGAGGAAAUCACCACGGAAACAGUGUCCAUGUAUGCAUCUCUCAUCAACGUGUUCAAGACGUAUCUUCUGCCUACGCACAGAACCCGUUUUGUGCAAUACAUUGUCUUCCAGGCGUCGCAAGCAUGUCCUGAGUUCAUGGACGCCUUUCUUGCUUCUCUCAUCGAGAUCACUCUGUCGUCUGGAGAAGGCAUGGACAAGCGGUCCAAGGCCAUGCAAUACAUUGCAUCUUACAUUGCACGGGCUAAACAUCUCUCCAAGGCCCAGAUUGUAUUUGUGGUGAGCAUGCUGACCGGCUGGAUCGACAGAUAUGUGUCUGAACGAGAAGCCGAAGUCAAUGGCGUGCCUGGCUCCAUGGAGCGAUUCAAGACAUUUUACUCUGUCGUCCAAGGUCUCAUGUACAUCUUUUGUUUCAGAAACGAGAUGCUGCGACUGGACUCUGAUGCUCCCGAGGGCGACUCAGUUUGGGAGUGCAAGCUCGACAAGUUCUUCCAGCGAAUCAUCAUGACCAAGUUCAACCCUCUGCAAUACUGCAACCAUUCCGUGGUCGCCAUGUUCGCCAAGAUUGCCCAUCACCACGAUGCAGCCUACUGCUUUACUAUCAUCGAUGAGAACAAGCGAGGCAUCGUGCGAAAGGAUCUGCAUGAUAAGAAGGAUAAGACCAUGCCCCCCCGUGCCUUCAUGGAGGGAGCUGCCACUCUGUUUGAUGGUCCCCAGAAGGAGUUUACUCAACUCGAGGGCUACUUCCCCUUCGAUCCUCUUCUUCUCAAACGGUCCAGAAGUGUUCUCGGAGACCUCUACAUUGAAUGGAGUGAAGUUGCUGAGGACCUUGACUCGGACAGUGAAGAUGGAGACGAGAGUGACGGAGGAGACCAUGAAGAUGACAUGGAGGAGGACGUGGAGGAUGAUGACGAGUAA